AUGCAGACAAACAUUCAUCAAGCACAACUCACAGACAAAGUCUACACUCCUCCUGACCUCUUUUUGCAUGGACAUUCCAAUUUGUAUCUGUACAGGCAGAGCUGGCUGAGCUGGGUGUAUGAGCUGGUCAAAAAAGAUAGCAUUCUGGAUAACACUAAUGUUGUUAUCCAAUGCGCUGGGAAGUUGUGUUACAAAAAUCCCUCCGGAUAUUCAAAUGCGCCAACUCCCAAAUAUGGUCGUCGGACGUCCAUUGGGAGUCGUUUUUCUAAAUGGAUGGCCGACUUUGGCAUUGGCUCCCCAGACCACCCCUCAUGUGAGGGGAUUUGGGAGUUGCUCCCAUAUGACCGGAAGGAAAUCCUUCCGGUGGAUGAGAAACAACAACCCCAUUGA
This is a messenger RNA of Puccinia graminis f. sp. tritici CRL 75-36-700-3, 390 nucleotides long. RefSeq lists its product as uncharacterized. The transcript is spliced from 5 exons. The record is from RefSeq and is a predicted model, not a curated record. Lineage: Eukaryota; Fungi; Basidiomycota; Pucciniomycetes; Pucciniales; Pucciniaceae. The coding region runs from base 1 to 390 and encodes 129 amino acids.